Messenger RNA from Aplysia californica (California sea hare), 137 nucleotides. RefSeq lists its product as uncharacterized. The record is from RefSeq and is a predicted model, not a curated record. Lineage: Eukaryota; Metazoa; Mollusca; Gastropoda; Aplysiida; Aplysiidae. Gene Ontology annotation, molecular function: arylformamidase activity.
ACGGUCUGACCUUAGAGGACCUGAGUGUAGAGGACUGCCUGGCCGAUGGUGUGAUGGUGGACUGUAGUGAGGAGGCUUCCAAGGACAAGGAGUACCUCGUACCUGUGCAGGUGAGAGUGGGGGAACAUGAUGCCUAA